Dioscorea cayenensis subsp. rotundata (Guinea yam) is the source of this 1020-nucleotide messenger RNA. RefSeq names its product ribosome-recycling factor, chloroplastic. Gene Ontology annotation, molecular function: ribosomal large subunit binding. Bases 34 to 867 code for a protein of 277 amino acids. Lineage: Eukaryota; Viridiplantae; Streptophyta; Magnoliopsida; Dioscoreales; Dioscoreaceae. Gene Ontology annotation, biological process: plastid translation. The record is from RefSeq and is a predicted model, not a curated record. The transcript is spliced from 11 exons. Gene Ontology annotation, cellular component: chloroplast.
AGAAGCAAGCAGGCAAGCAAGCAGCUCUCAUCCAUGGCGACGGCGCCAAUUCAGGCCUUCACUCACGCCAAGCUCAACGCUCCCUCAUCCCUCCUCCUCGUCUCUUCCACUCCAGAAGCUCGCCGGAGAGGGUUACAUACUCACUUGAAACACCGCCUUCCUGAUGCUCUGAAAUGGAGCUCGUCAUCAAGCUAUGUCACCAUACAGCAAGGCUCUGCCGCUUUCUCUCGCCGUCAAUUGCGUACUAAGCCCAAUGCUGCUUGGAGAGCUGGAGUAUUUAGGUGUGCUACUAUUGAGGAAAUUGAGGCUGAGAAGUCCGCUAUCGAGAACGAAGCUAAAGAUAGAAUGGAAAAGACCAUUGAAGCGGUUAGGGCGAGUUUCAAUGCUGUGAGGACGGGUAGAGCGAACCCGUCCAUGCUAGAUCGAAUUGAGGUUGAGUACUAUGGAAGUCCAGUGAAUUUGAAAAGCAUUGCACAAAUCAAUACUCCAGAUGCCAGCUCUCUUCUUGUCCAGCCUUAUGACAAAUCUUCCUUGAAGGCCAUUGAGAAGGCUAUUGUGAAUUCUGAUGUUGGAUUGACACCAAACAAUGAUGGAGAAGUGAUUAGACUGAGCAUCCCUCAGUUGACUGCUGAGCGAAGGAAGGAGUUAUCAAAGAUUGUUGCAAAACAAGCUGAGGAGGGAAAGGUUGCCAUAAGAAAUAUAAGAAGGGAUGCAAUAAAAGCCUAUGAAAAGCUUGAGAAGGAGAAAAAGCUUUCAGAAGACAAUGUGAAAGAUUUGUCAAGUGAUCUGCAGAAGGUUACUGAUGAAUAUAUGAAAAAGAUGGAGUCCAUCCAAAAACAAAAGGAGAAGGAAUUGUUGACAGUAUAAAUCUUCGGAUACUCCCUCAAAAGAUCGGUGAAUGUAUUUUUUUUGGUUUGUUUUUUUGAGUUACUAAGUUUUUUUUUAAUGUAAAAAUGAUUGAAUAGGUUCCAAUGUCAAAUAUUUUCCUUAUUCACAAUGAGACCAUUCUGAAGUUGAUCA